Molecule: messenger RNA, 2274 nt
Organism: Aureococcus anophagefferens
Lineage: Eukaryota; Pelagophyceae; Pelagomonadales; Pelagomonadaceae
Exons: 1
Coding region: 1-2274 (757 amino acids)
Molecular function (GO): oxidoreductase activity; FMN binding
Source: RefSeq, a predicted model, not a curated record
AUGGCCUCGACUUUGCGCGCCGCCCGCGCGGGCCUGUCGCGCCGCCGCCAGCUCCGCGCCUUCUCCGCCGUCGAGCAGCGGCCGGAGCUGCCCUACUGCUCGUCGAGCGACGACCACCCGCACGGCACCUACCCCCACCUCUUCGCGCCGCUGACGCUCCCCUGCGGGCUCACGCUCCGCAACCGGACGCUCAUGGGCUCCAUGCACACGGGCCUCGAGGAGCACCACGACGCCGACGGCGGCCUGGGCCGCAUGGCCGCCUUCUACGGGGAGCGCGCGGCGGGCGGCGCGGGCAUCAUCGUCACCGGCGGAGUGGCCCCGAACCGCGAGGGCUGGGUCCUGCCCAUGGCGGGCAAGAUGUCCACGGCCAAGGAGGCGGCGCAGCACGCCUGCGUCACGGAGGCCGUCCACGACGCCGGCGGGUUGAUCGCCAUGCAGAUAUUGCACGCGGGCCGCUACGCGUACCACCCCAUGGCCGUCGCGCCGUCGAAGAAGAAAGCGCCCAUCAACGUCAUCACGCCGCGGGCGCUAUCCGACAAGGACAUCCGGCGGACCAUCGACGACUUCGCCCGCUGCGCCGAGCUCGCGAAGAGCUGCGGGUAUGAUGGCGUGGAGAUCAUGGGCUCCGAGGGCUACUUCAUCAACGAGUUCCUGGCGCCCCGGACGAACGUCCGCGACGACGACUGGGGCGGCUCCUUCGAGAACCGCUCGCGCCUGGCUCUCGAGAUCAUGAAGGCCGUGCGCGCGGCCGUGGGCGUCGAGGACUUUGCCGUCAUCUUCCGCGUGUCGAUGCUGGAACUGGUCGAGAACGGCCUAUCCUUCGACGAGUCCGUGGAGCUCUCGGCGGCGCUCCACGCCGCGGGCGUCGAUAUCAUCAACACGGGCAUCGGCUGGCACGAGGCGCGCGUGCCGACGAUCGCGACCUGCGUGCCCCGGGGCGCCUUCGCCUUCGCGACGCGAAACGUCAAAGACGCGUUAGACGCCAAGGCGGCCCACCCGUUGCUCUGCGCGACGAACCGCAUCAACGACGCGGCGACGGCGGAGCGGAUUUUGGCGCGCGGCGACGCGGACCUCGUGUCCCUCGCGCGGCCGUUCCUGGCGGACGAAAACAUCGUGCGCAAGGCCUGGGAGGGCGCGGAGGCGGAGACGAACACGUGCAUCGGCUGCAACCAGGCGUGCCUCGACCACACGUUCAAGCUCGUGCCCGUGUCCUGCCUCGUGAACCCGCGGGCGGGCCACGAGACGCUGCUGAAUCUGGAACAGGCGCCGGCGCCGCAGCGCGUCGCGGUCGUCGGCGCGGGGCCCGCGGGCCUGUCGUGCGCGUCGGCGUUGGGCGAGCGGGGCCACGCGGUGACCUUGUUCGAGGCGUCGGACCGCGUCGGCGGCCAGUUCAACCUCGCGGCGCGCGUGCCGGGCAAGCAGGAGUUCUGGGAGACGCUGCGCUACUUCGAGAGCCAGCUCGAGAAGCACGCCGUCGACGUGCGGUUGAACACGACCGCGGACGCGGACGCUCUAAAAACCUUCGACAAGGUCGUCGUCGCGACGGGCGUCAAGCCCCGCGAGCUGCCGCACCUGCGAUCGUCGAAAAACGUGACGGUCCACGGCUACGUCGACGUGCUCAAGGAGGGCGGCGCCAAACUCGGCGACCGCGUCGCCGUCGUCGGCGGCGGCGGCAUCGGCUUCGACGUGUCGGAAUUCCUCACGCACGACGCGCACCACGAGCCCGAGAGCGAGGGCGAACUGGACGCCUUCUGCGCCGAGUGGGGCAUCGACCGGAGCGGCGCGCGGUCGAACGGUUCCGGUCUCGCGCCGAAGACGGCGGCGCCGCCGGCGCGGACGGUGCACCUCCUCCAGCGCAAGAAGUCGGCGCUGGGCGCCGGCCUGGGCAAGACGACGGGCUGGAUCCACCGCGCGGCGCUCCGCCAGCGCGGCGUCGAGUUCGUCCGGGGCUGCGAGUACGUGUCCGUCGAGGACGACGGCUUCCACGUCAAGGUCGACGGCGAGCCGCGCGUGCUCGACGUCACGGACGUCGUCCUCUGCGCGGGCCAGGUCUCCGUCAACGACCUGUACGACGAGACGGACGUCGACGCCUUCCUCAUCGGCGGCGCGCAGAAGGCCGGCGAGCUCGACGCGAAGCGCGCCAUCGACCAGGGCUACCGCCUCGCGGGGGCCAUCGAGACCGCCGAGCCGGGCGCCGUCCUCGAGAUGCCCGUCGGCUGGCAGGCGUCGGCCCUCAAGAUGCUCCGCGACGCCAUGGGGCGCAACUCGGCCUAA